Molecule: messenger RNA, 499 nt
Organism: Sinocyclocheilus anshuiensis
Lineage: Eukaryota; Metazoa; Chordata; Actinopteri; Cypriniformes; Cyprinidae
Product: intestine-specific homeobox-like
Exons: 3
Coding region: 29-499 (156 amino acids)
Biological process (GO): regulation of transcription by RNA polymerase II
Molecular function (GO): DNA-binding transcription factor activity, RNA polymerase II-specific; RNA polymerase II transcription regulatory region sequence-specific DNA binding
Source: RefSeq, a predicted model, not a curated record
UUGAGACACUGAAGAAGAUUAAAAGACAAUGCAAUUAGAUGAUGUGGAGUUAGAGAAACAUGUGGAGACGACAUCCCGUGAGAGCAGGACGGCCACAAACAGCCCAAAACGUCUGUCACACUCUAUUGAAGAAAUACUGAAAAAACCUGUCCGACCUGACAGAACAGACAAGAAACUUAAAACAUCUGGAUGUACACAGACCGAGAUAAAGACGGACACUCCUAAAAUCAGUCCAUACACAGCUCGUCGGUCAGGGCGCAGACGGGUACGGACCACGUUCACCGUGAGCCAGCUGGAGGAGCUGGAGAGAGUUUUUCAGGAAACACACUAUCCUGACGUUCACACCAGAGACCAGCUCACCUGUCGAACGCAGCUGUCUGAGGGAAGAGUUCAGAUCUGGUUCCAGAACCGGCGGGCGAAGUGGAGGCGCAGUGAAGCUAAAGCAGCACACAGACCGCUAACCGAGCUGAGAGAUGCAAAACACACUCACUCUCUGUAG